This is a messenger RNA of Saccostrea cuccullata (small rock oyster), 1880 nucleotides long. RefSeq names its product origin recognition complex subunit 2-like. The coding region runs from base 46 to 1713 and encodes 555 amino acids. Lineage: Eukaryota; Metazoa; Mollusca; Bivalvia; Ostreida; Ostreidae. The record is from RefSeq and is a predicted model, not a curated record. Gene Ontology annotation, cellular component: nuclear origin of replication recognition complex; nucleus. Gene Ontology annotation, biological process: DNA replication. Gene Ontology annotation, molecular function: DNA replication origin binding. The transcript has 13 exons.
UUCUUCCUUCAAACACUGAAGAGCGAUUUUCGCGGGAAUGCAAAAAUGUCAACAAACAGUGGAAGACCACGCCGAAAAUGUGUUUCUGUCUCUUUUGUUGGGGAUGACGAUGUAAUAGGGCACAUUUAUGAUGCCAGUCAGGGAAAGAAAGCAAAACCUAGAAACAGAUUAUCUUUACAACAUAAAAGGAGAAGUCAGUUAAAAUACACAGAAGAUAUAGAAAUCAUUGAAAGAAGUGAUAGUGACAGCAAUGAGGAAAAUAUCCCUUCAGCAGUGUUUGGGGAUAAUGAAGAGGAAAAUCAGGUUGCUGGGAGUGAUUUGUUUCAGUUUAAAACUCCAAAAAAGUCAGGAAGUAUGGCACAAAAAGCAUCUGAGGCAAGAACACCAAAGACUCCAAAGUCCAUUCUGAAGAGCAGCAGGAAGGGAUCUGAAAGUAGGACUCCACAAAAAGGGGAAGGAACUCCUACUAAGGGAUUACAAGUUAAGAAGAAAGGGAGGAAACCAGAGGCUACAACACCAUUUAAGCUCCGGAAAAGAGCCGAAUAUAUCUGUGAUGAUAUUGAUGUGGACUCGGACUCAAGUGAUACUGACAGUGGGGAGGGGGAAAGUGACACAGAAACAACCAAAGUCCCUCCUACCACCCCGAGGUCACGAAGAAAGAUUCAGGAGGCAGCUGAUAUGCCUCAUAUGGUAGAAGAAUACUUUGACUUGCAUUCACAAGGGGGGAUGUCAAUGGUAACAUCGGACAGAACUCUAGCAAAGCUGGGGUCAACAAAGAUGGACCAGGACUCGCUGAACGAACUUCUGAAAAGGAUCCCAAGCAAGCACAGCAGUGAAUGUAAACAAAUGUAUGAGGAACACAGAGAGCUCUUCUCCAGGUGGAUGUUUCACAUGUGCAAUGGAUACAAUAUAUUGUUACAUGGUCUGGGCUCCAAGAGAACUUUGAUUGAAGACUUCAGAAGAUCUGAACUAAAAGAUGUAGAUCAUAUUGUUGUUAAUGGGUAUUUUCCAAGUCUGACCAUUAAACAUAUUUUGAAUACUAUAAUUGAUGAUAUACUAGAAGUAGAGGGCAGCCACAGAAGUCCUCUGGAUCAAGUAGAUUUCAUUAAAUCACAGUUUGAGACAAAAGAUUACAGGGAUUUCUUCCUCAUUGUACAUAAUAUUGACGGGGUAAUGCUGCGUCCGGAGAAAGUUCAGAAUAUUCUAAGUUUGUUGAGCCAGAUUAGAGGAUUCCAUAUUAUAGCUUCCAUUGACCACAUCAAUGCUCCACUUAUAUGGGACCAGACAAAGUGCAGUCGAUAUUGCUGGCUGUGGUACGAUGUCACCACGUACUUACCAUACACUGACGAGACUUCCUACGAGAACUCGCUUCUGGUGCAGCAGACAGGUGCCCUCGCUCUCAGUUCUAUGUCUCACGUAAUGAAGAGUUUAACCACUAACGCUAAACAGAUAUUUAUACUGCUGGCCAAACACCAGAUGGAGAACAAAGAUAGUGGUACCUAUAUAGGUAUGUCCUUACAAGACCUUUACCAAAGAUGCAGAGAAGCUUUCCUCGUGAACAGUGAUUUAACAUUACGUGCUCAGUUAACAGAAUUCAGAGAUCAUAAGCUGAUCAAGUCCAAAAAGGGUUUUGAAGGAAUUGAAUACCUUGUAAUCCCAGUGGACAAUGCUACACUAACAGAGUUCAUAGAACAGCAUGAUAGUAAUGUGUAACUGAAAGCUGGACUUCAAUUGUGAUUCAGUUCAUCCCAACAAACAUAACAUUGACAAUAAAUUUGGUGCAGUUGUAUGUCAAAUUAAUAUAUGUGUUUAAUAUUGAACAUUGUUAUUUGCAAAAAAAAUUGUAAUUAACUUAUUGGAAUUGAAAAAUAAAUUUAGGA